GGGCAUUGUGGGAGGAGGUCGUCUCCGCUUUCUCCUCCCUCCCCGCCCCUCCCGGCCAAGAUGUCGGACAUGGAGGAUGAUUUCAUGUGCGACGACGAGGAGGACUACGACCUGGAAUACUCUGAAGACAGUAAUUCAGAGCCAAAUGUGGAUUUGGAAAAUCAGUACUAUAAUUCCAAAGCAUUAAAAGAGGAUGACCCAAAAGCAGCAUUGAGCAGUUUCCAAAAGGUGUUGGAACUUGAAGGUGAAAAAGGAGAAUGGGGAUUUAAAGCACUGAAACAAAUGAUUAAGAUUAACUUCAAGUUGACAAACUUUCCAGAAAUGAUGAACAGAUAUAAGCAACUAUUGACCUAUAUUCGGAGUGCAGUCACAAGAAAUUAUUCAGAAAAGUCCAUUAAUUCUAUACUCGAUUAUAUCUCCACUUCUAAGCAGAAUUCUGAUUUUUUAUGUCAGAUGGAUUUACUGCAGGAAUUCUAUGAAACAACACUGGAAGCUUUGAAAGAUGCUAAGAAUGAUAGACUGUGGUUUAAGACAAACACAAAGCUUGGGAAACUGUAUUUAGAACGAGAGGAGUACGGAAAGCUUCAAAAAAUUUUACGCCAAUUACAUCAGUCCUGCCAGACUGAUGAUGGAGAAGAUGAUCUGAAAAAAGGUACACAGUUACUAGAAAUAUAUGCUUUGGAAAUUCAGAUGUACACAGCACAGAAAAAUAACAAAAAACUUAAAGCACUCUAUGAACAGUCACUUCACAUCAAGUCUGCCAUUCCUCAUCCACUAAUCAUGGGAGUCAUUAGAGAAUGUGGUGGUAAAAUGCACUUGAGAGAAGGUGAAUUUGAAAAGGCACACACUGAUUUUUUUGAAGCCUUCAAGAAUUAUGAUGAGUCUGGAAGUCCACGACGAACCACUUGCUUAAAAUAUUUGGUCUUAGCAAAUAUGUUAAUGAAAUCUGGAAUAAAUCCUUUUGACUCACAGGAGGCCAAGCCGUACAAAAAUGAUCCAGAAAUUUUAGCAAUGACAAAUUUAGUAAGUGCCUAUCAGAAUAAUGACAUCACUGAAUUUGAAAAAAUUCUAAAAACAAAUCACAGCAACAUCAUGGAUGACCCUUUCAUACGUGAACACAUUGAAGAGCUUUUGCGAAACAUCAGAACACAAGUGCUCAUAAAAUUAAUUAAACCUUACACAAGAAUUCAUAUUCCUUUUAUUUCUAAGGAAUUAAACAUAGAUGUAGCUGAUGUGGAGAGCUUGCUGGUGCAGUGCAUAUUGGAUAACACUAUUCAUGGCAGAAUUGAUCAAGUCAACCAACUCCUUGAACUGGAUCAUCAGAAGAGGGGCGGUGCCCGGUAUACUGCACUAGAUAAAUGGACCAACCAACUAAAUUCUCUCAACCAGGCUGUAGUCAGCAAACUGGCCUAACAGAGAACAAGCUUUUACAGACGUACUUAAGGCAACAGUGCAGAGAUGUAAUCCUUUAAAGAACUGGGAAUGGCAAAACUACUGUCGGUUGAUGUGUCCUGAAAAUUAUUGGAGUUAUGGCAGAAGUGCUUUUUUUGAUCAACUGGUUUGUGUUUUGCUGCUGCAUUUAUCCCAAGAAAAACAGCUUUAAUCUCCAGAAGAAAACCAAAAUGCCAUGGGAUUUAUGCAUAUUGACAUCUUGCCCUAAACAUACAACAUCAUAGUAAUUUGUCAUGGGCAACAUGACCAGAGAGAAGAUUUUUGUCAUGAUUUUAAAUACACUGACACGCUACUGUUGGUUAAAAUUAAACAUGUUUUACCUGCAGAAAUUCUCUCAAAAAUAACCUGCAAUAACUUGAAAUGCAUAUUCUUUUGAACAUUUCCUUUUCUCAUGUAUAAAUUAAAAUGUUUGCUGCAUUUUGCAAAAUGUCAAUUCUCCAAAAAUGUGUCCGUAUAUUUCUGUACCUGCAGUGUAGUAAAGGUUUAGAAGAAACCCCAUAAUUAUAGUGGCAUACUGUCACUUAGGUUUCAAGCAGCAAAAUAAACAGUGCAGCUCAGAAAUUGUAGUUUGGUUCUUGAUGUGUUUUAUUACAUUUUAGACUUUUGUUAUUUAGUACCAUAGAAGUUUCUAAUUAUUUUAUCUUCAGUUAAUGCUUUUACAAAGCCUGGGAGCAGAUAAAUUAUUUGCUUUCAAGUCUUAAAAAGUAGUCUUUAUUGCUAUAGAGAGGAUAACUAGUUUCUAGCAAAACACUUGCAUAAUACUUUGACAGUGAUGCUCUAAAGGAAUAAGAUUCUUCAUUUGUUGUUGGGGUUCUUUUCUUUUUAGGAAUGAUAUUCCUUUUUAAAAGAAAAAAAUUCUAACUCUCCGAAUGUUCACUUUAAACAAAUAUGACAGAACGUAGACAGCUAAAUGAAUGUUGCCCUAUGGUGAUCAUGCUGGAAGAUUAUUUCACAAUUACAGCAGUCUGCCAGUGCUCAAAACCCUUUUCUCUAUUUUAGAAUUGCAUUUAGAGCUAAAUUGAGUCACAAAUACUAUUGAUUACAGAUUUUUUUUUAAUAUUACGCAGCUUGUUUUAUGGCUAUCAUUUGGUACCAAAUGACUUAUGACAGUGUCCCCAAAUUAAAUGUUGUUGGGGUAAUGAUAAAAAGUAUGCAUCUGGUUUUGAAGGCAAUCUCAACAAGUAUUUUGAGUAGUGGUAGCCUAGUCAGAAUGCGCUGCAUCCUUCCAAGAUCACACAGCUCAUUUGAAUGUAUUGAGUUUGGGGUGUGUUUGUUUCAUUUUUUAUUAAAGUUCACAUUAUUUUAUAACAUCAAAAGGAAAGAAUUUAAGAUUAAGAUUAUUUCAUUUUUCUAUUGCUUGUUAUUAUGUUAAAAAGUGAGUGACAGUUCAGAAGGAAAACUCUUGGAACUGAAGAAUGACAGCCAAUAAUUUUUGAUCACUAAAUCAGAUUUUAUAAACAGAGGAAGGAGCAUGGACUUUUAAAAAAAAAGGCAUGCUUAAUCGGUUUUAUUGAAAUUUACGAAAAUAUGUGCUAUAUAUUUAUACUAAAACUACAUAAUCCUUAGAUUUAGGAGAGCAAUCAUUUACUGUCUUUAGCAGAUUAAAGCAAUAGUAAAACAGAUACAGGUUGAAAAUUGUAGAAAAACGGAAAGAAAACAAAAGACAAUGUCUCUGGUAGGGAAUAAAGUUUAAGACUUUAUAAAAUUAUGUGUAUUUUCUUCUCUUUUACAUAAAUCUUUUGUGAAAAGCGUGCUAAAUUUUUUUUUACAGGAGUGAUAAGCUAGGAUUUAUUUUUCAGUAUUAUUUUGAGACCCUUUGUUAUUCAAAUAAAAAUGACAAAUUUCUGUGCCUGUAUUCAAAUAUGUAUGCAUGUGAUAACUGGAAAGCCCUCCUUAACUCUUAUUUGCUGGCAUUGAAAUUCCAAGGAUUUGAAUGAUGUGAACCUUUAAUCCUCCAGCUCAUACCUAUGAUACCUUUGUUGUGUGCAAUAGUGCAUCUUUAGUUUCUAGAGAGAAUGUACACUUGUUAUUCUUUGGGAAAUAAGGCUAAGUAUAUAACAGUGUACAAAGUCUUUAAUAUGAUUGUGUAUGUGUCACAUAGGCUUUGUCUAAUAUUCUCAAGAUCUGUUCUAUAAUUUGCCACAUUUGUUCUAGAAAAUAUUUUGACAUAGCCAACAGUCUCACUAACUUGAAACAAUAUUGCCCUUUAAAAAUUACGUUUUUGUACACUGUCUUGUUAGUUGAAAUUGUGGAUUGGUUAUCAAAAAAUAACUAAAUUUAAGGGAUUUUAAAAAUUGGCAGAUUCUUAGCAUUUACAUUACUGGCUAAAUCUGUUUGUGAAAACUGUAACAACAGUUUACAUCAAACUGUAAUGUGUUCGAUGUGUUUAUCUCUUUUUCCUUUUUACCCCUAAAGUUGGAUAAACUCACUCCUUGGCAAACGUUGACUGCCACAAUGGUGUCUGUUGCAAAAGCUGAAUUUCCAUUCCUCAUUAUAGCUUUUACAUUUAAUUUUAAAGCUAAUUAAAGUUUUUUUCUCCACGUCUUUAUGUAAAUAACAACUUUUAAAGCAAAGUAAAUAUAUAUGUAUAAAUAGUGUUUUUAUUA
Molecule: messenger RNA, 4058 nt
Organism: Sorex fumeus (smoky shrew)
Lineage: Eukaryota; Metazoa; Chordata; Mammalia; Eulipotyphla; Soricidae
Gene: COPS2
Product: COP9 signalosome subunit 2
Exons: 13
Coding region: 61-1413 (450 amino acids)
Biological process (GO): protein deneddylation
Cellular component (GO): COP9 signalosome
Molecular function (GO): protein binding
Source: RefSeq, a predicted model, not a curated record